AUGGCGGACAGAGGGGACGAGCGCGGGCGGGACCGCGACUUCCGGGUCCUCAUGGGCCACGCCCACGGCUUCAUGGUUUCCCAGCCCGUGCAGGUGCUGUUUGCGGCCUGCGACCUGGGCGUGUUCGAUGCGGCGGCCCGAGGCCCGGUGUGCGCGGACGUGGUGGCGAGGGCGGCGGGGGCGGAUCCCCGGGCGACGCGGCUGCUGAUGGACACCUGCGCGGGGCUGGGGCUGCUCAGGAGGGCGGGGCCAGGUGAGGGGCGGAGCUCCUUCGCCAACACCCGGCUCUCCGACACCUUCUUGGUGGUGGGCAGUCCCCUGUCUCAGUGCAGCAUGCUGCGCUACCUCGCGGGCACGCCCUACCGCUGCUGGGCCCACCUGGCCGACGCCGUCAGGGAUGGGCGUGACCAGUACGCGAGGGCCGUGGGCGUCGACGCCGAGGAUCCGUUUGCUGCCAUUUACAGGUCGGAGGCGGACCGCGUGCUGUUCACACGCGCACUGCAGGAGACCUGGAGCCUCUGCGGGAGGCGUGUCCUCACGGCCUUUGACCUCUCGCCCUUCCGGGUCAUCUGUGACGUUGGCGGCGGGUCUGGGGCGCUGGCCCGCGAGGCCGCCCGUCUCUACCCGGGCAGCACCGUCACCGUGUUCGACACGCCCGAGGUCGUGGGGUCGCAGCUCCGCCCACCCGGGGAUGAGGAAGAGGCGGGGCCGCGUGUGCGCUUCAUCGCAGGCGACUUCUUCCGCGCGCCGCUCCCGCCCGCCGACCUCUACGUCCUGGCGCGGGUGCUGCACGACUGGGGCGACGCGGCCUGCGAGGCGCUGCUGCGGGGGGCGCACCGCGCGGGCGGCCCAGGCAGCGCGGUGCUCAUCGUGGAGCGCGUCCUGGAGGCGGGCGGGGCGGGGCCCCCGGAAGCGCUGCUGCUGUCACUCAACAUGCUGCUGCAGACACGCGGGCGCGAGCGCACCGAGGCCGAGUACCGCGAGCUCGCGGCCCGGGCCGGGUUCCCGCGCCUGCGCCUGCGCCGCCCAGGGGGGCCGUAUGAGGCCAUGCUGGCCCGGAAGUGACGUCAUGCUGGCAAGGAAGUGACGUCGGGUGACAGGAAGUGAUGUCACAGCCGGAGCUGGGGCAAUAAACGCGCCUCACCCGAGUGUCCCAGCCU
Molecule: messenger RNA, 1160 nt
Organism: Apodemus sylvaticus (European woodmouse)
Lineage: Eukaryota; Metazoa; Chordata; Mammalia; Rodentia; Muridae
Gene: Asmt
Product: acetylserotonin O-methyltransferase
Exons: 8
Coding region: 1-1065 (354 amino acids)
Molecular function (GO): O-methyltransferase activity
Source: RefSeq, a predicted model, not a curated record